Molecule: messenger RNA, 887 nt
Organism: Pistacia vera
Lineage: Eukaryota; Viridiplantae; Streptophyta; Magnoliopsida; Sapindales; Anacardiaceae
Product: cadmium-induced protein AS8
Exons: 4
Coding region: 84-554 (156 amino acids)
Source: RefSeq, a predicted model, not a curated record
AAGCAGAGUCACAUAAAUACAAUCAAUAGCUACAGUCUUAGAAAGAACAAGAAACAACCAUAAAAAUUAGAAGAGUUUGAUUAAUGGUAGUGAUGAUAAUAAAAGGGCUGUUCAGGAGAUACGAGAGAUGGAACCCAGUGCAUCCAACGCGUGGAGCAUUUUGGGGAAUGGGCGUGGGGAUUGGGUGCGGCGUCGGUUGGGGUCCCGGCUUUGGGCCGGAAGUGAUUGGCUAUGUUGGAGCCGGGUGCGGCGUUGGGUUCAGUGUUGGCUUCACUUUUGCUGGUGUUGGCAUUGGUCUUCCGGCGAACUUUAUCUUUCAACUUCCUUAUAAUGCUAUUAAUGCAACAAGAAGUGGUGCGUUUGAGUUGGCUUUAUCAAAUGCAAAAAAUGUUGCGGGAGAUGGGUGGAAUCAUAUUUCUGGGGUGCAAAGAGAAGCUACUGCAAGAUUCUCUAGCUUCAAGCAAAAAAGUGAUGUCCAUCUUAAGUCUAUUUGGGAAGGUUUUGGGAGAUCUGUUGUUUGUUUUUUGGGGCCUGGAAAAGGUCCAAAAGAUUAAUACCACGGGGAACUGUCAGCUAUGUGGUCAUAUUUUCUUUAUAGAUUUGCAAGAAUUGUAACAAGGUGCAUCUUAGUGAAGUUGAUGCUUUUAUACAUAUUGGAAUUAUAUCUCACUGAAUCAUUAAGUUGUAUCUUAGCAAUAGUAACAAGCAACUUUAUUCUGCCAUCACCUUUGCUUUCUACUAAAUUUGAUCCUAGUUUUCUGUUCUGUUGAAAACUUUGAUCCUAGUUUUCUUCCAGGGGGUGUAAAACUUGCAACAUGUGUAUACAUAUUUUUCUUCUUUAAAGUUUUGAAAAAGAGAAAAAUACGAACGCACGAUAUUUCAUUUUA